GUCACGUGGGCAGUCGCUAGGGACAGAGGCACGUCCUGUACCUCGGAUUGUAGCGUUGCGAGCUGCUGCUAUCGCUAGUUUGAACAAAAUGGCUGCAGAGGCACCACUAACGAAAGCCCACUGAACGGUAGGAAUUAUCAUCGACGAUGUUUUAAUGGAUAUCUUGGAAAUACACCCUCUCCAAAUAUUGGAUUUUGCAAGAAUUUGCUCUCUUGGAUUCCUCUAUUUUCGAGCAUUUCACAGUCGCGUGCUGUAAAACAUUUUUUUGCACUUUUAAAAAUGUCAGCUCAUCAAAGACAAGCCGAGAGAAGAAGCAGGGAACACAAGACCAGAACCAUUUGAUGGAAGAAAAGAAAAAGAGAAAGCAAGAAGAAAAGAAAAAGAAGGAAGCUGCUCAGAAAAAGGUCACUGAACAGAAAACCAAAGUGCCAGAGUCAGCCAAGCCCGGCCCCACCCCUCCUCCUCCCCCCGCCAACCCCAGUGCCACCCCGUCUGUGCCCCCCACCAGCAGCAGUGGCAGUAAUGGCAAGCGCGCCCCCUCCAGUGCCCAGCAGCAGUCCCAGCCCUCGCCCGCCCAACAGCGUUACCCGCCAAGAGAGAUCCCUCCACGCUUCCGCCAGCAGGAGCACAAGCAGCUGCUGAAGAGGGGUCAGCCGCUGCCCCCUGGGACCCUUUCAACUGUACCAGGACGCCCCGAACCUGACGCGAGUCAGAAAUCCUCUGGUGCAUCGCACACAGAGCUGCCCCCACAGAGUGGCCCGGGAGCCCAUUAUGAGAAUCCCCACUGGGGACACCAGCCAGCCAAUCGGAGUGCCACUUCCGCCUCAGCGUCGGUCAAUCACAGUGGCUGGGAUACAGUGAUCAUCGACGAGAGCGACACCGAGGCCUGGCCCUCCAUUUCCCGCAGCAGCCAGAGCCAGGGCCCUGCUGGAGGAUGCCCCUCGGACACUGACCCUGUUGGUCCGGCCAGCAGCAGCAGCAGUAUGAGCAUGGCCACGGGGGCCAACGGCCAGACAGGCCACUUUCCUGCCAACUACCCCAGCAGCAAAGGAACCAGCUCUGGGCCCGGCAGCUCAGCCAAUCAACCCGGGGCAGGCAUGGCCGGCAUGGCCUCCAGCCAAGGAGCAGCCAAUCGGGGCUGGGGAUCUGGUCCCGGUCCCUCCCCCCACGGCCCUCCUCAGUCCUCCUCUGUCGGGGGUGGGGAGGGGAAGAGUGAUGGCCCAAUGGGAGGAGGAGGAGGCAGGGGUUGGGGCUCCUCUUCCUCCACCACCUCCAACUUUAACUUGAACCUGAACCCCAAUGCCAACCCCUCGGCCUGGCCCGUUCUGGGGCACGACGGGGGCGGAGGAGCGGGGGAAAGCAGCUCAGGGGGAGCCAACCCCAAUCAACCCCCUUCUUCUCAACCCCCUCCAAACCUCUGCAACCCGCCAGGCACCUCUCACGCCCAGGGGAACGGCAACAGAGGAGGAACCAUGGUGGGCGGAACGAACGGCAACCUUCCGGUAGGGGGAGGCGGCACCUGGGGAGAAUCAUCUGAGCCACACCCAUCCUCGUCCACGAAUGUGUCUUUCAGCUCAGAACCUCAGAACCUUAACACUGACGGACCAAAUCAUACUAGCAAGCAACAGGAGCCCCCUAUCCACAGCGUGUCCGGCUGGAGUGGCCCCUCCGGAGGAAUGGGCUCCCUGGGCCGGCCUCCUCCUGGAGCUUCACAGCUGGUCAACGGAGAGGAUGGCAGCUCCGCCUGGGGCAACAAUGGAGACUCCAAAUCAGUCGCCUCCUCCGUGGAGCCUUCGGGCUGGGACUCUGGGGCCGGGGGCUGGGGGAGCCAUGGAAGCAGUGGUGGUGGAACCUCUGGAGGCUGGGGAGGCCAGAGCAGCGGAGAUGCCUGGGGGAAGCAGCAUUCUGGCGAGGUCCAGGGGGGCUGGGAUGCCCCCAGCUCUCCUCCCCAGCAGGCCAGCUCCUGGAGCACCCGAGCCCCUAGCACCACGGUGGCCAGCGAGGGCAGCAGCGAGGGCAUGGACGGAGCGGGACACUCCCGCCGACAGGACCGGUCAUCCAGGGAUGAGCCUGCCUCCCUGCUCCCAGCCCCUGACCUGGACCCCAGGGUGCUGUGCAACACAGGCUGGGGCCAAACCCCCGUCCGCCAGCACACGUCCUGGGACAUGGAGGAGGCGGCACGCACACAACGAAAGGCAGAUGCUGCCGGGACGGACUCUUGGGGAGGCUCCGUCCCCAACACUCCCACCGAGCCAGCCCAAGGGCCCUCCAACCCCAGCCACGGCCCCCCUCAUCGGGCUGACCCCAAGAGCGAGGGUCCCGGGCCUGGUCCUCAGGCUGCCCCUGGCUGGGGUGGCUCCAUGCCUCCAGCCAGCCAACCCGGCUCUGGCUGGGGCGAGACACCGAGCAGCAAGAAUCCCCCCAACGGUCCUGGGGGCUGGGGGAACCCCCCACCAGGAGGCCCCGGAUCAGGCCCCAACAUGCCCAAAGCUGGGAACCAGUCCUGGGGAGCUCCAGAGGAGAAGUCCCCAAGCUGGGAUGAUUCCCACGGCAAGGCCCCCAAGCCCCAGGGCUGGGGAGAUGGGCCGAAGCCGCCCCACAGCGGCUGGGGCAACAGCGCUGGAGGAGGGGGCAAUGGAGGAGGAGGAGACUGGAGAGAGCCUGCAGAUGGCAAGAAGAACAGUCCCACCAUCAACCCUCCCUGGGAGGGAGAAGGAGCAGGAGGCUGGAAAGAGAGCAACCGAGGCUGGGGGAAACCUGGUCCGGGGAUGGGGGGAAAUGUUGGUGGAGGCUGGGGAGAGCCAGCGAUGGCCCAGCAGCGCCCAAGUGGCCCUGCCCAAGGAUGGGGCGGCAAGCCCCAGGAGAGCUCCAACGGCAACAGCGGAGGAGUUAGAGGAGGAAGCAUGGGCGGGGCAGGAGGUGGAGAAGGGAGCAUGGGAUCCUGGGGAGGCCCUGGCCCCGUGAAGCCCAGUGUAUCAGGCCGGGAGGGCAACGGGGGAGGAGGGAGCAAGCAGGACCCCUCAGGAGGAGAGCCCACAGGGUGGGAGGAACCUUCCCCACCCUCCAUCCGACGCAAGAUGGAGAUUGAUGACGGCACCUCGGCUUGGGGCGACCCGGGCGCCUACAACAAGAUGGUCAACCUCUGGGACAAGAACAACCCUGAGGGAGGAGGGCCACCCCAAGGUAGACCCCCAGGGAACGCCCCCGUAUGCCCCCCUGGAAACAACAACCACCCACCACAUCACCCUCCCCACCAUCCUCACACCUACCACGGCCCCCCACCACCCCUCCAGAGCCAUGGGGGCCACAACCCCCAGGGCCCAGGCCAGAACAGUGGGCCCAUGGACCCAGCCAUGCCUCACCAGACUGCGCCUCCACCACACAGCAGACCACCCCUCAUGGGUCCAGGCUGGGGGGAGCCUUCCAGUGCCCACCCCAAACCAGAGCCCUCCUGGGGGGAGCCUUCUCCCCCUCCGGUCAGCGUGGACAACGGGACCUCCGCCUGGGGGAAACCCACCGGGAGCCAUGGGGGCUGGGGUGUGGGUGACAACAGCCCCGAACCCUACAGACGGGGUAACCCACCCCUUGGAUCUGCACCUUGCAAACCAGCCCCCAAAUCUAUGCAAGACGGCUGGGGUGGCGGCGUAGGUGGCGGUGGGGGGGAGGACAUGGGUUUGUCUGGGGGCCAGUGGGACCCUGACGACGGGGACAUGUGGAGCAGCCAGGCCUCCCAGGAGAGCAACUCCUGGGGCAACAGACCCAGGAAGGGCCCACCCAAGGGGAAGAUUCCGGGCAAGCAGGAGGAAGCCUGGAUCAUGAAUCGCCUGAUCAAGCAGCUGACAGACAUGGGCUUCCCUAGAGAUCCAGCCGAGGAGGCUCUGAAGAGGAACAACAUGAACCUGGACCAGGCCAUGAGUGCUCUGUUGGAGAAGAAGACGGAGCUGGACAGGCGGGGGAUCGGCAUGUCCGACUACAACAACUAUCUGAUCAACAAGGGACCAAUGGGCUGCCGGCCUCCCCUCCACUCCAAAGAGUCCUCCUCAGAUCGCUCCCCUUUCCUCGACAAGGACGGUGUUGGUAGCCUGGUGGAGGACGUCCUCACCUCCUCACCGUUUAUGCCUUGUUCCCCCGGCCCCCUCGGCCUGAAACUCCCCUCCCUGCCCAGCACUGCCCUGCCUCUAUCCAGCCAGGGCCUGGGCGGCCCACAGGGCCUAGCCAUGCAAAACUUGAACAACAGACAGAUGCAGAGUGGAAUGUUGGGCAGUAGCGGUGCAGCACAAGCCCGGGCCAUGCAGCAGCCUCCUCCUCAGCCGUCAGUGCCGCCUCUCGGCUCCCAGCCUAGUCUACGCGCUCAAGUGCCUCAGUUUCUCUCCCCUCAGGUUCAAGCACAGCUCUUACAGUUUGCAGCAAAAAACAUUGGUCUGAAUCCUGCACUUUUAACCUCACCAAUAAACCCUCAACAUAUGACCCUUUUGAACCAACUAUACCAGCUGCAACUGGCGUACCAGCGUUUACAAAUUCAGCAGCAGAUGUUGCAGGCGCAGCGUAAUGUUUCUGCUCCCAUCCGACAGCAAGAGCAGCACGUUGCACGUACAAUCAAUAACAUGCAGCAGCAGAUCCAACAACACCAGAGACAGCUGGCCCAGGCCCUGCUGAUGAAGCAGCAGCAGCAGCAGACCCUCGGCUCCCUCUCCUCCUCCGGCCUGCACCACGGCCAAGGCAAAUCAGCCCUGGACUUGUUCCCAGGCCACCCCCAGGCUCCGGGCCUACCCGACCUGCAGACCAAAGAGCAGCAGUCGUCCCCCAACUCCUACAGCCCCUACCCUCUCUCUGGACUGAAUCCUAACAUGAAUGUAACCUGCAUAGAGGUGGGAGGCCUGUCCAUGAAGGAGCUUCCCCAGCCCCAGUCUCGCCUCUCCCAGUGGACACACCCCAACUCCAUGGACAGCCUCUCUGGAGGUUCAUCCUCUCUGGAGCCCAACCUGAACAAGCACGGUUCCAACCUGGGCCCCCCCGGGAAGCCCCCCCAAAUGGAGGAUGGGUACAGCCCCUACGGCAUGAUGCCUGGCUCCGAGUCCCCCACCAACCCCCUGGUGCCCCCAGACAGCUGGAGCCAGGGCAAGAGCCCCAACGACAAGAUGGUCAACGGCGCCAACAUCACCUGGCCUCCAGAGUUCUGCCCGGGCGUGCCCUGGAAGGGCCUGCAGAACAUCGACCCGGAGAACGACCCCAACAUGACCCCGGGGAGCGUUCCCAGUGGCCCCACCAUCAACACCAACAUCCAGGACGUCAACCGCUACCUGCAGAGAGACCGCAGCGGAGGCUCCUCCCCCACCUCAUCUCAGAACGAGGCCCUGCCCCCCUCCACCGAUUGGUCAGUCAGUGCCUACUCUAGCUCGUUCAGUCUGUCGUCCCCGGAAACGGACGACCCAGGUAAAUUGUCGGACAUGAAGUCCACCUGGUCCCCGGGGCCCAUCUCCCACCCCUCCCAGGUCUCUCUGUCCCAUGAGUUGUGGAAGGUCCCCCAGGGGCCCCGCAAUAACACAACCGCCCCCACGCGGCCCCCUCCGGGCCUCACCAACCCCACCAAGCACUCCUCCACCUGGGGAGGCAACUCCCUGGGCCUGGCCCAAGGCUGGAGCAGCUCCUACUCCUCAGUGGCUACCACAUGGAGUACAGACAGCUCCAACAGGACCAGUAGCUGGUUGGUCCUGAGGAACCUCACUCCCCAGAUAGACGGGUCCACCCUGCGGACGCUAUGCAUGCAGCAUGGCCCCCUCAUCACAUUCCACCUCAACCUGACCCAGGGCAACGCAUUGGUGCGCUACAGCUCCAAGGAGGAGGCCGCCAAGGCCCAGAAGUCCCUGCACAUGUGCGUUCUGGGUAACACCACCAUCCUGGCAGAGUUUGCUGGGGAGGAAGAGGUCCAGCGCUUCUUUGCACAGGGCCAGCAGCUAGCCUCAACUACCAGCUGGCAGGCUGACCCAGGCGUCAAUCAGACGCGGAUGGGCGGUUCCGGGCCCAGAUCCUCGCACCCCAUUGGCCAUCCCCACUGGAACUCUGGUGGCAGCAGUGGCGGCAUGGGAGGAGGUGGAGCCAAGACGGGCGGAGACCUGCUGUGGGGGGGCGUGCCCCAGUACUCCAGCCUAUGGGGACCGCCCAGCGGAGAGGAGGGGCGGGUCAUGGGGAGUCCUACUCCAAUCAACACGCUGCUGCCUGGGGACCUGCUGAGCGGGGAGUCCAUGUAGGACCACGUCACAGAGCUCCAUGCUAGAAAAAGGAGGAAUGGAAUACUACACAGGAAUACUACACAGUACUACAUAUAUACAUAUAUAUAUGUAUACAGACAGAAGAGCAAAAACCAAGCAGAUCAAUGUGGUGAUAAUCAGUGUGGGUGGGAUGAUCGAGGGACAGACUUGAGGAGGACAAGGUGACUCUUCUGUGUCCACGCUGCUCACCCUCUUCCAAUGUUUCUGUUUGUUUAAAAGAAAACACGUCAUUUUAGAUUUGUUCGGCGAGAGGCUCGGGUUGCAGUGUUUUAAGUUGGGACUUUGGGAAAAGCACGAGUAUGUCUUUGACUCAAACAACAAAGGAAGAGAAACAUUUGAACUUUACUCUGAGAACUAUUUGUCAUGUGAAACGUGUAUUUUAGACUAACUACUUCAAACAACGAGCUGCCAUCUUCAAAACUCCCAUAAUCCCUUGCUGCCUGACAGCAGUCAAUCCACACCUCAGAGAAACCAUAGAUACACAUCAUUCCCAAAGCCCAUCCCCUUCCUGUCGGGAAGGUUCCAGAACUUUCUACCAGUCCGAAAUUUCUCUUGUUUGUUUUUUCUCAGCACUAAUUACUAGCCUUAACCUCCCUCCUGGCCUGGUUCCCCUCCUUUAUUCACUGAUUCUCACUCACUCUGUACUUACUGAAGAAAACGUACUGAGAAUUGCACACUCAUUUCUGAGCCAGCGAAAACCGAGGGGAGAGGAUGUGCUUGUAAGAGACUGAGGCCACAGCAGCUCUCAACUGGAAGCCUCGGCGGUCACAAGCAUAUUAUUCAGUCCCCACCACUCUUAAAGGGAUUGAUGAUGCAAACGCAAAAGAUCUUCGCCUUGUUCAUUUUAAAGCCAUUUUUGUCAUGGAGUUUUGUUUCCCCGAACCAUUCGCAAAAUAAGCGAAGAGAAAUAUGACUCCAGUGUGUGAAUAUUUCCGGGGGCGUGUGUUUCCAUGCGUGUAUGACCGUCUUGUUGAAGUCUAGUAACCACUGCUCUAUGGAACUGUAACAAAACACUUUUGAAAUGCACCUCAACUCAUUUAAGGACGAACUUGUGGUCUGGUUCCCCCCUUUCUGUGACUGCGGAAGACCUCAGUCAUUACCGUGGUCCACUAAUCUCUCCUUUACACCAACACACCAUUUCAAGUGACGUGCAAUAUAAGCCACAGACUACUCUCUACUACCGUCCACCCCAAGUACUCAAAGGGUUUCUCUCACAAACCUCUUUCAAGAGCAGAGACAAAAUCAGCAAGGACUCUCUAUAUCCAUCCUCCCUGGGUGUGUGAGCUGGCUGGACCCACUUAUCCGUGAAACACAAGGAUAUACAACAAGCACUUGUUAUUCAGUCUUGGACUAGGUCUUUCUAAUCCAACCGCACACAACAGUGACUGACUAGAGGGGCACAGGGGUAAGGAAGGGGGUGUAUGGGGCAUUAUACCAAAACGAGACUUGUUCCUUAUCUACCCACAAGACGAAACCAUGCAUUUUUUUCUUUCCAUUGUUGUAUUUGGUACAAAAAAGUAUGGAACAAAUCUAUAACUGCUUUCUAAAAAGAGGUGGUUUAUCAUAGCACUUAGCAAAGAGCAGCAUGCUCCUUCACUUCAAUGCCAACGAAUCAGAAGAGGAGAAGCGUGUGACACUGAAAAACUCGAGAGAAAAAACUCAAACAAAAAAAACAAGCAAUCUACUACGACGUGGCUUCUCCGUAACUCUUUAUGAACUGUAACACAGAUGUGAAACUAUUUUCAGUUUUCAUAUUAUUUUUAUUUUAAACCUUCCCUUUCUCGCGGUCUGUGUGUGGUACCAGGAAAGUUUCUGAAAUGGUAGCAAAAUGAAGGGAUGGAAAGAAAGAAUGAAAGACUUUGGGCACUAUCGGGUGUGAGACCCCGAAGCACUCGCCUGUUUUCCCUUUCACUCUAUCAAAGUAAAUAUCACUGUUACAUGACUGAAAAUCUUUAGCCUUGUUCUCUGGAGACGCAACUAGAUGCUGCGGCAAUGUUCUGUGGAUGGAUUCUGCAGGGGGAUCGCCAUUUUCUCUCUAUCUCUCAACCUUUUUCACAAGCCCUGCCAACCUGUAUGAUCGUGUGGCCGUUGAGUGCCUGCCUGCUGCGGAGGGGGUGGACUUCAUAGAAGCUCCACACCAGGCCUCUGCAGCAGCUCUCACCCCACCUUCCCCUCUCCCUCCCUGGGGAGCCUCACAGACUGGUUCCCUCAGGGACCUCCCGGGCCUCUGGUGCCCAAGAGCAGCUGUCAGAACUGUCCGAUUCGUAUUAACUACUACUACUGCGCCAGCUUCUGUUGUUUCAUCACCUCCACUCUAUCCCUCUCUCUUCUGUUGUUCAUCACCUCCACUCUAUCCCUCUCUCUUCUGUUGUUCAUCACCUCCACUCUAUCCCGCUCUCUUCUGUUGUUCAUCACCUCCACUCUAUCCCGCUCUCUUCUGUUGUUCAUCACCUCCACUCUAUCCCUCUCUCUUCUGUUGUUCAUCACCUCCACUCUGUCCCUCUCUCUUCUGUUGUUCAUCACCUCCACUCUAUCCCUCUCUCUUCUGUUGCUCAUCACCUCCACUCUAUCCCUCUCUCUUCUGUUGUUCAUCACCUCCACUCUAUCCCUCUCUCUUCUGUUGUUCAUCACCUCCACUCUAUCCCUCUCUCUUCUGUUGUUCAUCACCUCCACUCUAUCCCGCUCUCUUCUGUUGUUCAUCACCUCCACUCUAUCCCGCUCUCUUCUGUUGUUCAUCACCUCCACUCUAUCCCUCUCUCUUCUGUUGUUCAUCACCUCCACUCUAUCCCGCUCUCUUCUGUUGUUCAUCACCUCCACUCUAUCCCGCUCUCUUCUGUUGUUCAUCACCUCCACUCUAUCCCGCUCUCUUCUGUUGUUCAUCACCUCCACUCUAUCCCGCUCUCUUCUGUUGUUCAUCACCUCCACUCUAUCCCGCUCUCUUCUGUUGUUCAUCACCUCCACUCUAUCCCUCUCUCUUCUGUUGUUCAUCACCUCCACUCUAUCCCUCUCUCUUCUGUUGUUCAUCACCUCCACUCUAUCCCUCUCUCUUCUGUUGUUCAUCACCUCCACUCUAUCCCUCUCUCUUCUGUUGUUCAUCACCUCCACUCUAUCCCUCUCUCUUCUGUUGUUCAUCACCUCCACUCUAUCCCUCUCUCUUCUGUUGUUCAUCACCUCCACUCUAUCCCUCUCUCUUCUGUUGUUCAUCACCUCCACUCUAUCCCUCUCUCUUCUGUUGUUCAUCACCUCCACUCUAUCCCUCUCUCUUCUGUUGUUCAUCACCUCCACUCUAUCCCGCUCUCUUCUGUUGUUCAUCACCUCCACUCUAUCCCGCCCUCUGUCUCUCAUGCAAGGAUCACUUUAGCCAGAGAUGGAGAGGUUUUUGAAUCGUGUUAAGUUUUCUUUGGUUUAAUUUUUUUGGUUUAUUUUCAUUUCUGGAAAAAUCGCCAGAGUUAUUUUAGUUUUUGUCAAACUUGCUGUUGUUGAUGUUUGUUUUAUGAUGAUUACAAUGAUUUUUAUGGAUGUUUUUUCGACGGCUCCAUGCAGUGUUCAGCUGCUCUCCUGUCCCCUGCUCUUACUGCUCGUAAGCAGAAACUAAAAUACUUCUGGUUCGACGCGCACCUCAGCAAACGCAGCCCACCACAGGAAUGUUAUGGAUACGGACACUGCAGAUCUCAGUGGGGGUGGUUCAUUUGGUGUGGUUGUUGGACAGUCAGUGUUUUGGUUCAGGAGCGGACCUGAUGGUUCUAAUGUAUAGUCAGAUCAGGUGUGAGAUUCAGAGGGUAUCUAUCUACCCGGCCUGCCCUGCUCCCCCUCUCUCACAGCCUCUGCUGCCCAGCCCACCCUCUCUCCCUUCCCAUCCCCAUGUUGUUCUCUCCACACACACACACAUCCUCCACUCCAGUCAGGCCUCGCUCACACUGGUGCUUUAUUUUCCAUAGGCUGUCUAGGAGCUUUCUGGCAGAAUGAAAAGACAGACUCCUAUACCACUAUCCCUCUCCGUCAACCUGAAUACCAUAUAAACUGACGCAGCACUCGAUUUCUAUGCAAAGACAGAGGUUCGCGCUCAGAACCAUCAACCAUCAGUCCACCAACCAUCUGCCAAUUGUCUAACCCCCUCCUUUCCACCCUCCCGGCAUUUUUUCAUACCAGCCAGCACUAGGCAGACUCCAAACUACCCUCCCCACUGCUCCAUCACCAUGGUGUCUUUGUAAUUCAGUCUCAAUGAUAUCCCUCAUACAUACACACCUCAGGAGGACCACUGAGUAGACUGCGUUCCCCUGUUGGCGCUCUAGCAUUGUGUAAAGUACAUCUGUAAAGUACAGUUGUUCAUUGUGAUGAUUUCAAGAGCUUUUAGAUAACACUAAUAAUGACCUGCUGAGUGGUAUGAGAAGUAUGAGUGGUGGGGAUGGGGGUUUCUGGGAGUCCUUCCUCAUGUGUCAUGUGCCAACUGGACUAAAAUAUAUACUUCAGCCCUGCCAUUUACCAUUGAGUUGUAUCUGCUGUCAAAUGAGCCUUCAAUUCCCAUGAUUCAGUUGUUUUGAGACUACAUUUCUGCCUGAAUCCUAGACUUAAAGGCACAUGGUCAUGGAGGAAUGUGGGGUGGGAGGAGGGGGUGAUAUUUGGGCCAGGACAUAUGAGGCAGUCCCUUGUCCCAGCUAUCAAAAGAAAACAGGCAGUCUGUGUGUACUGUUGAUGGGUCACAUCGGGUACACCUUUUAUAAAACCAAAAACAUGUUAUCUUUUUUGGGGGGGUUAACAAAAAGUAGAAACUAAAGUACAAAAAAAAGUGUUUAAAAAAGUCCUAAAGUAUGUUUUUUGCUGUGCACUCCUUGGCUGAGAGGCCUCGUUCUCUCUGCAAGCCUUUUCCCCCCCAACUGUGGCACUCUGACUGGGGCUACCUUCUGGAACGCUAUAUCGAUGGUGUUCAUUUCUGACCUCCAGCCUCGAGUGCACCACCCACAGAACAGAACAUUGCCACAGAUCUGGGUUUUUGGGUUAGGGUCCAGGUGGGGCCCACCGCAUCAGCAGGGCCAGGACACACCUCACAGUUUUGUUGUUCGGUACCAAGUCUUAAAAGGGGAAAGGCCCUCUUCCAAGAGUUGUUUUUCGUACUCGUCGUUGUCGUGUGACAUUAGCAACAAUCACUAAUUGCCUGUUUCUGAAAAAGCUGAAUUGUUUUGCUCCACGCUGGGCUCCCGAGGCUACAGACUGGAAUAGGGUCACAAAAAAGGGAUUGGGGGGUCAAGUCUCAGAGGCGUCCCAGGAUUCUCUGUGCAGCACCAGCACUGAGAGACCACCUGUCACUCUACCCCCCCACCCCUACCCACCAAUAUACACCAUGGAUGACUGGUGUAGGAAGUCAAGAGAAUCUCCCUUUUUAAAUCACUCAAAGGCAACUGGAGUUUAAGCAAAGUAUGCUUCUCAAUCAUGGACCAGAGUAGGUUCUGGGGUAGGGACCCCAUUUCAAGAGGAAUACAAAAAAACGUAUCUUUCUCAAGGGCCUGGGUUGAAUAUGCACAUGCUAGUUUAUAUACAUGUAUACAUCCAAGUGUGUAUAUAUGUAUACAGCUAGGUUUCUCUUUCCACUUGACCCUAAGCCCGCUGUCUCUGCCCCAGGUCCAACCUUACCCCUAUGUAUUCUCCUUCUCUGUAUAUUUCACAGAAGAUAAAUAUAAUAUUAACAUAUCAGAGUAAUACAAAAAUAAAGAAUACAAAUACUUGAAUCAAAAGAAGCGCCAAUAUUGUAAUGUGAACACUUUGUAAUCAUUUUGUCUCGUUCAUACACUUCCUGGAUAUUUGAGAACAUCUGUUCUGAGUGAACUAAAUUAGAAAAAGGAGGAUUGUUGAAAAACAAAGAUUGGUAUAAAAAAAGGCUAAAUGACAUCUGUUGUAUCUGAGUGUUUGCACAAGGUUGCCUGUACUGUAUGGUUCAUGUAUGGAUGGAUGUGUCUGUUUGACAGACAGCGUGUAUGAGGUUUCAAACGAUUGUGAGCCUGUGAUUUACAGCGGGAAUUAUCUCCGCUUAUUCAUUUUAUUUCUAUUCAGUAUAUUAGUUUUACGUUUUAUUUUUGGCUUAUCAAAAGUAUAUUCUGAUGUUUAUUGUUAUUAGACUCUAGCGUUGCACUGAGUGUCAGCCCUCCCCUCAAGCUAAUCGAACAACGCCAGAUAAAGUACUGGGGGCAGACGGCGACUUCACGUGUAAAUGUUUACUCAAGGACUUAAGAAAAUAAGUGUUUUUAAUCUGUAAUAUGUUUAUCUACCUUGUAGUGGCUUUCAUUGUGGAAUAAUCCAAGAAAAAAUAUGGAUUAUUAAUUAUAAGUAUUGCACCAUUUUUUCAGAUUAUAAACUUAAAAAGUAUAGAAAAGCAACAAAAAAAAACAAAUAUUGAAAAAAAAACAUUACAAAAAAAGUAUUUUUGAAGAUCUGUGGCCAUAGUUUGGGUAGAGAGACUUGUAGCUCUCCCUGUCUAUUCAGGGAGAAACCGAAGGAUAAGACAUCAGAAGGAGGGUUGGUUACAAGGCUCACUUCAGAGGUGCCUACCUUUUUGGUUUGUUAGCUUUCGUUCAGUUUCAUUUUUGUUAAAAUCUCAUGUUAUGUUUGCUUGUUUUCUGCAAGGCCACUGACGGUUUACAACCAUUUUUGUUUUUUUGAAGUUCGAGGAAAAGGAAUUAACUGUAUGAAAAUAUUGGAAAAACACAAGAAAAUGACAAAUACUUCCAUUUUAAAAAGAAUAACAAAAACACUUUACAGAAUGAAGAUUUUAAUAUUGUGCUACUUUCAGAACUCUGGGAUCCAACAGUGUUGUCAUGUUAUAUUUGACAUUUGACAUAUUUGUUCUAUGUUGAUUUCAUGGACUAUCUAAAGCCUGUGCAUUUUUAUUGAUUACAUUUUUCCUUUGUAAAAAGAAAAAAAAAUACAUAAUUGCUCACUAUCUUGCACACAAAGUGGAUCUUGUCUCAGGAAGGCCAGGGUUCCAACUCCACUCCAUUUUAAUGUAUGGAAAGAAAAGAAAAAAAGCACUGAAAAACUUCAGAAAGAGAGAUUUCAGAAAGAGAGAAAAUAUCCUUUGUUUUUAAAUCCGUAGCAGUUUACAGUGCCUUCAGAAACUAUUCACACCCCUUGACUUUUACCAAAUUUUGUUGUUACAGCCUGAAUUUAAAAUGUAUUAAAUUUAGAUUUUUUUGGGUCACUGGCCUACACACAAUACCCCAUAAUGUCAAAGUGGAAUUAUGAUUUUCUAAAUUUGACAAAUUUAAUAAAAUAUUAAAAGCUGAAAUGUCUUGAGUCAAUAAGUAUUCAACCCCUUUGUUAUGGCAAGCCUAAAUAUGUUCAGGAGUAAAAAAUGUGCUUAAGUCACACAAGUUGCAUGGACUCUGUGUGCAGUAAUAGUGUUUAACAUGAUUUUUGAAUGACUACCUCAUCUUUGUACCCCAUACAUACAAUUAUCUUUAGUCAGCAGUGAAUUUCAAACAGAUUCGACCAUAAAGACCAGGGAGGUUUUCCAAUUCCUCGCAAAGGAAUUGGUAGAUGGGUAAAAAAAACACACAAAAAACAGGCAUUGAAUAUCCCUUUGAGCAUGGUGGUUAUUAAUUACACUUUGGAUGGUGUAUCAAUGCACCCAGUCAAUACAGAGAUACAGGCGUCCUUCCUAACUCAGUUGCCGGAGAGGAAGGAAACUGCUCAGGGAUUUCACCAUGAGGCCGAUGGAGACAUUAACAGUUACAGCGUAUAAUGGCUGUGACAGGAGAAAACUGAGGAUGGAUCACUAACAUUGUAGUUAGUUCACAAUACUAACCUCAUUGACAGGGUGAAAAUAAGGAAGCCUGUACAGAAUACAAAUAUUCUGAAACAUGUAUCCUGUUUGCCACAAGGCACUAAAGUAAUUCUUCAAAAAAUGUGGCAAAGCAAUAAACUUUUUGUCCUGAAUACAAAGUGUUAUGUUUGAGAGUACCACCCUCCAUAUUUUCAAGCAGUGAUGGCUGCAUCUUGUUAUGGGUAUGCUUGUAAUCGUUAAAAUCCUACAGGAAAACCUUGUUCAGUCUGCUUUCCACUAGACUAGACACUGGGAGAGACGAAUUCACCUUUCAGCAGGACAAUAACCUAAAACACAAGGCCAAAUCUACGCUGGAAUUGCGUACCGUGAAUGUUCCAGAGUGGCCGAGUUAGUUUUGACUUAAAUCUGCUUGAAUGGCAAGACCUAAAAAUGGUUGUCUAACAUUGAUCAACAAACAAUUUGACAGAGCUUGAAGGAUUCUGAAAAGAAUAAUGGACAACUGUUGCACAAUCCAGGUGUGGAAAGAGACUUACUCAGACUCAAAUGUGAUUCUAGCAUGUAUUUACUCAGGGGGUUGAAUACUUAUCUAAUCAAGAUAUAUUCAUGUUUUAUUUUUCAUGAUUUUUGUACAAAUAUUAGAAUUUUUCGUACACUGAGAUUAGAGAAUUAUGUGUAGAUCAUUGCCAAAAAAAUUACAGUUAAAUCCAUUGUAAUCCCACUAAGUAACAACAAAAUGUGGGAAAAGUCAAGGGGUGUGAAUACUUUAUGAAGGCACUGUACAUAUUAACCAAAUAAUGGACUUUAAAUGAACUUUUAAAAAAUGGAGUGCUUUAUAUACAUUUUAUUAAAAUUGCUUUACAUUUAAAAACAAAAUUAUCAUUUGAUUUUGAUUGUAUUUUCUUAGAUGUCCUGUCCUGACUGAAUAAGGACCAUUGUGCAUUACUCUGUCUUUCCUCUGUCAUUCUCUCUUAUGGCGGGUAUUAAAGAACAGGGGAAAAAACUGACGUCGCAUUUAUUUGGAGGAUGUUUUUAAAACUAGCUGGUUGUAAAGGAUCAUGAUCUAUGCACACGUUGGGGGGGGGGGGGGGACUUUGAUUGGUACAAGGCACAUUUUAUGCAGGGGUUUUGGGAUCCACUGUUUUUAUUUGGUUGGGUAGGCCUACCCCCCCCACCCCAAGACCCCAACAUCCGGCUUCCUUAAUUCAGAUUGACAUCGCGCUACAUGGCCAUGCUGUAUUUUCAGAUUGACCUCGCGCUACAUGGCUAUACUGUGUAUUCAGAUUGACCUCGCGCUACAUUGCUAUACUGUGUUUUCAGAUUGACCUCGCGCUACAUUGCUAUACUGUGUAUUCCUAAACCAAUGAGCGUCUUACUCUUUAGCACUGUGCCCGUCACCCCCAAGGCUAUCUGUAUGUUCUGUCGUGUCAUUCAAUUAUUUUGUUUUUGUUGGGAUGAUGGGUGGGACGGGGAUUUGGGGUUAGGGCUGCUUUUUGCCUUUUUAUUUUUGAAAUAUUAAGGAAAAAUGUCUACUGAGAUUUAAAGAAAAGUCAGUGGCUUGUAAUGAUUUAUUUUCUCUGUAUCUCUUUCUCCUCAUAGAAUGUGAUUGUUAAAUGACAUGCACCGAAAACAAUGUUUUCAUGAACUAUGGAGCUUCUUUCAAACUAUUAAUAAAGUUGCAGUUUUUUCUGGUCUGUUAAA
Messenger RNA from Salvelinus fontinalis (brook trout), 15741 nucleotides. RefSeq names its product trinucleotide repeat containing adaptor 6C1 (gene tnrc6c1). The transcript is spliced from 21 exons. The record is from RefSeq and is a predicted model, not a curated record. Gene Ontology annotation, cellular component: nucleoplasm; P-body. Gene Ontology annotation, biological process: positive regulation of nuclear-transcribed mRNA poly(A) tail shortening; miRNA-mediated post-transcriptional gene silencing. Lineage: Eukaryota; Metazoa; Chordata; Actinopteri; Salmoniformes; Salmonidae. The coding region runs from base 342 to 6248 and encodes 1968 amino acids. Gene Ontology annotation, molecular function: RNA binding; protein binding.